This is a messenger RNA of Saprolegnia parasitica CBS 223.65, 464 nucleotides long. RefSeq lists its product as hypothetical. The transcript is spliced from 2 exons. The record is from RefSeq and is a predicted model, not a curated record. The coding region runs from base 1 to 357 and encodes 118 amino acids. Lineage: Eukaryota; Oomycota; Saprolegniomycetes; Saprolegniales; Saprolegniaceae.
AUGCGUGGCCAGUCUCGGAACGUUCUCGCCAAGCCACUUCCAAAGGGCGUCCAGUACGUGGAUGCCGACUACAGCAGCGGCACAGACGUGGAAGAAGACGACGCUGAUGAGCGCGUCUUAUCCGGCUUUCCGCCCGCGCUGCGCACGCUCGAGAAGGACACGGCGCUCUUAAAGAAGCAUUAUCCCAGUAUUUCCACGGUCGUUGUCCAGCAGACGCUCAUCGACACCAUUCCCAAGUGCGACGACCAGCACUCGUACUUUGCCAGCCUCGUCGACGCCAGUGCGCGCCUCGAAGCGCUGCAGGAAGAAGCGCUUCAAUCCCGACGCAGCACCUUGCGCUCCGUGGAGACCUCGUAAUCCUCCACCAUUGCAAGCAAGCUAUUAUAGCAAGCAUGACGAGUUACCUUUCAUAUCAGAGAACGCGUAUGUCGCCAAGGAUCCGGUCAUACCAUCUGUCAUCUCAC